AUGUCCUCUGCAAGCGGAGAUGAGGUUGAAAUUGCGAUGGCUGAACCAGUGAGACGUACUAGAUCAGGUGGUCGAGCUCGUAAGACAGUAGUGGCGAAGAAAUCACCUGUGAAGAAACUUCUUGCCAGGGCAACGCGCUCCCCGAGGAAGAUUCACGACACCGAGGAGGUUGAGGAAGGUUCUUCUGCACUAGAAGAAAGCUUAAUGGAAAAUGUCCCGGAAAAUGGAGUUCAACGACUAUCAGAUAUUAUUAUCGACCAACGUAGCGAGGAAGAUACUCCUAUGUUACAUUUAGAACUGGAAGAUUCAGAAGACGCAAAUAUACAUGAAAUAAACAUGGGUCAAAGUGAAGAAAUAGAACAAGAUAUAGAAGAUAUGAGACAUUCUAACAUCAGAACAGAAGGGAUAAUUAUGGAAGACAGUAGCAUGGACAAAGAAAUGCUAGCUGAACGUGAAGAUAUUGAGAUGGAAGAUCAAGACGCCAGUAAUGAUGAUUCAAAUCAGCAACGUGUGUUGAUUGAUUUUCAAGAAGUUAUUAACGAGGAUGGUACUACGAUGACGCAAGAGAUUCUAGAAGCAGAAGAGGUAGAUUCGGAGAACUUAAGUGCGCAUACUGGUACUGGAAUUCAAGUUAUGGAAAUUGAUGAUUCACAGCAAGAAAUGUCAGAAGUAGACACAGUACUGGGCAAAGUAGAAGAACCUGAUAUGGAAGUGUCGCAAAGCGACUCCUUGCCGCGUAUAGAAAUAACUGAAGUGAUUGAGAAUGAAGAUGACACGCAAAAAACAGAGCCUGAUACGGAAGCUGUGUCAGAAGAUGAGUUACCAAGUGAAACUACAGCCAAGGAACCUGAAACCGAGGCGGUCUCUGAUGAAGAACUACCGGCUGCUCCUCCUGCAGAUUUGGGCGAAACUGAAUCUGUAUCUGAAGACGAAUUACCACCGGACAGUGAUAAGAAGAGGAAGAGCGGGGCAAAGUCGAUGAGUAAAACGCCGGAAAAGAAAGCAAAAGUGGAAGGCGGAAUUAAGCGUAAAUUGAAUGCAGAAGGAGAAUACGAUCCCAGUUCUCCAACAUCUGAGAACAACGACGAGGCACCGACAAAAAAAGUAGCCUUGUCGAGCGAAGUAGACGUAGGAGAUAAGCAAGAGACUAAGCCAGCAUCGCCGAAAAAGAAAACUUUGCCCGAACUGGAAAAAUAUUGGAAAGCUGUUAAUGAAGAUCCAUCUGACUUUACGGGAUGGACAUAUCUUUUACAAUACGUAGAUCAAGAAAUUAACUUUUAA
This is a messenger RNA of Linepithema humile (Argentine ant), 1281 nucleotides long. NCBI's taxonomy places the organism in Eukaryota, Metazoa, Arthropoda, Insecta, Hymenoptera, Formicidae. The record is from RefSeq and is a predicted model, not a curated record.